AUGCAAGAGUCUAUUGAGUAUAAACAUGAUUGCGGCGAGGUGAAAGACUCCACGCCCUGGUCCGUGGCCCUGAGGGACAGCUCCGUCCUCUGGUCUCUCGUUGUGGAUCUGGGUCUGCUGGGUCUCUUCACUGCACAACACAGUGUCCUGGCCCGGUCCCCCGUCAAACAGGUGCUGCAGUCCGUGCUUGGAGUCCUGAACAGAACCGCGUACUGCUUCACGACUGCGCUCGCCCUGCAGGUCUUAAUGCGUUACUGGCAGCCCGUGACCGGUGCCCCCUGUUUGUGGUCGGUGCGUCACGCACCCUGGAGCAUCUGGUUCCCUCUGAUUUGCUUUUCGCUUCACUUCCUGUGCUGGGCGGUCAUCUGCAGCAGCCUCAUGAUCUUCGAUUAUCCUGAGCUAGUGGGCAUCAAGCAGGUGUACUACGGGUGUCUGAGUUUAGGGGACCCUUUAUCUGACCUGUCGCCGCCCGCUCAGCGCCUCCUGUCCCACUUCCGCCACCCGGUGUACCUGGAGCUGGUCGUCAUCCUGUGGCUCCUGCCGACCUUGUCCCUGGACAGGCUCCUGCUGGCGGGGGUCCUGUCCACCUACGUGGCCCUGGCGCACACUCUGGACAAACAGGAUUUGGCCUACCUCUGCGUGCGGUUUAAAAGCAAGGUGCAGCUCUUCUCCGGCGCCACAUCUGGCCAGAGCGACGUAAACAACGUGGAGGAGUGACGGGAGCGUGA
Molecule: messenger RNA, 728 nt
Organism: Nematolebias whitei (Rio pearlfish)
Lineage: Eukaryota; Metazoa; Chordata; Actinopteri; Cyprinodontiformes; Rivulidae
Gene: nrm
Product: nurim
Exons: 4
Coding region: 1-717 (238 amino acids)
Cellular component (GO): nuclear membrane
Source: RefSeq, a predicted model, not a curated record